AUGGCUUCUCUGAAUUUAGCUUCAAUAUUUAGCUAUAGUUGCCGGAGUUUUUGUGCACCAGUGACCUUAUUGCGCUCGUUAGCAUCCACCAGGUCUUGUUCUCUCAACAAGAAGGCUUUGGUUUGGUGUUCUUUGAGCAAGAGGACGUUUAGCUCUGAGUCCUUGAAACAAGAUGUUGCUGCCACAAAUGCAACUUCUUCUCUGGAUGGUUACCCGGAAUAUACUCGCUUGCUUCCGUGCCCCUCUCACAAUAGCCCACCAAGAAUUGAACACUUGGUUGUUUCAGAAGAAGGUCCUGUUCUAGACUAUAUCUGUAAAGCCCUGGACCUUCCUCCUCUGUUUGUUGCAGAUCUUAUCCAUUUUGGAGCUGUACAUUAUGCCCUUGUAUGCCCACAGCCACCUCCAACAGCAACUCCCGAGCAGAUUAGGGUAUUUGAAGAAGUUACAGCACCAUCAGUUCUGAAGAAGAGGGCUUCCAUCAGAGGGAAGACCGUACGAGAAGCGCAGAAAACUUUCCGGAUAACCCAUGUCGAUCAGAUUCUUGAAGCUGGAAUGUACUUGCGUGUUCAUGUUCACCCAAAACGCUUCCCUAGGUGCUAUGAUAUUGACUGGAAAUCAAGAAUUGUAGCCUUGACUGAAGCUUUUGUUGUUUUGGACAAACCUGCUGGUACAUCGGUAGGAGGAACUACAGACAACAUAGAAGAAAGUUGUGCCACCUUUGCUACUCGUGCAUUGGGAUUGACGGCCCCAUUAAGGACUACCCAUCAGAUUGAUAACUGCACAGAAGGCUGUUUUAAGUGCAUCUCAAGGCCCUUAACUCUGGAACCAUAUCUUUUUCGUUGUCGUCAGGAGAAAGUGGUGAAGAAGCUUUAUAUUGCACUUGCUGCAUCUCCUGUGCCCAUUGGUGUAAUUAACCACUAUAUGCGUCCUAUUAAUAUUGCUCCGAGACUUGUUUCUGAAGAAUUUGUAAAAGGUUGGCAUUUAUGUCAACUUGAGGUCAUGGAAUGCAAGAGAGUUCCCUGGCCAGAUGCUAUUACAGAAGAGAAAUAUUGUGUUGAAGACUGUGGGUGGCCCUCAAAAGAUUAUGCGUAUGAGUGUAAAAUCAACCUUUUGACUGGCCGUACGCAUCAGAUACGAGCUCAAUUGGCUGCCCUUGGUGCACCUCUGGUGGGUGACUCAAUGUACAUGCCAGCUGCAGUUGCAGAAUUGGUUAGUCCUGGUCUCAAUCCAUUUGGAAAAUACAAAAAGCAAUACACUAGUGAGGAUGAUAUGGCAAUAGCUGUUGAACAGUGGGUCGCACGUCAUGGAAAGGAACCAAAUGUUGCAGUUGGUCUUCAGGCAUGCCAAAUUUCAUGGGAUGAUGGCAAGCACACUUACAAUGCGGGAUCUCCCUGGUGGAGAUGCAGAAUGGCUUAA
Molecule: messenger RNA, 1416 nt
Organism: Dovyalis caffra
Lineage: Eukaryota; Viridiplantae; Streptophyta; Magnoliopsida; Malpighiales; Salicaceae
Source: the annotation of a GenBank genome assembly